CCAUUAGGGACAUUUUCAAAUUCUUCAACUAAAGGAGAACAAGGCUGCACUCAGUGCACCCCAGGUGGUUUUUAUUCAGAUGUUCUCGCCCACGUUGGGAUAAAUUGCAAGAAAUGUCCAACUGGUUCCUAUGUUCCCUUUGAUAAAGCUCCCGGAAAGCAAAAACAAGAUUGCAAAUCUUGCCCAGAAGGAACUGAAACUGACUUCUUUGCUGGUUAUCGGGCUUGUAAAUGUUUGGAGGGAUUCUACAGAACUCACAUGUUCGAAAAGUGCUUCAAAUGUGGACAUGGACUGGAAUGUCAAAAUGAUUACGCUUCUCUAAAACCUGGUUAUUGGUGGGAUUGGCAGAAUGAGUCACACAUUGAUCGCUACAAAGAAUUCAUAAAAAACCUCCAGCUAUCUCGCCCAGCAUUAGAUAAUUCUAGUGUCCAAAUUCCCUACCCGCUACCGACACCUUUCAAGUGUCCAGUCGAAGGGUCAUGCAUGGGUGGGUUAAACUCUCAAUGUAAGAAGGGUUAUGAGGGUCCUCUCUGCGCUGUCUGCAGUCCAGGAUACUAUAAACAGCUACAAAUUUGCAAGAAGUGCCCUACAAAGAAGCUGAUGAUUGCACAGUUAACAAUCAUUGGUGCAAUUUUAUUGAUAAUCGCUUCAAUCGUGGUAUGGACGAGUAGGAGAAAGAAGAAGAAGAUUCAAGAAAGUUCCCCGAUGGACAUCUUUCUGUCCAAACUUAAGAUUGUUAUUGGGUUCUAUCAGGUCACCUACGGCCUAUUGGAAGCAUUCUCGUACAUAAAAUGGCCAGGUUCUCUGCAAGUUAUUGGCAAGUAUUCUGAAAUACUUCAGAUGAAUGUCCUUCAGGUUGCACCCAUUGACUGCCUGUACCCAGGCUUGUCCGUCGAUGCGUUCGGAAACUUGUACGCAACGAUGGCAAUAAAUGCAGCUCUCAUUUGCGUGUCUGGUGCUAUCUACGUCUUUCGGAGAGUGGUCAUCUACAGGAAUCCUCUUUUGGAAGAAAAUGAAAAGGCAUCUAAACUGUCCGAGGCAAAAAAGGCUAUUUACAGGAAUUUGUUUUUCUUGCUCUACGUUACAUACCUAAGCACUUGUACCAAAACAGCUAAUGUCAUGCCACUGACUUGCCGCGAAAUUUGCCGAGAUGAAAAAGAAACGGGAUGCGACAGUUUCCUGAAAGGUGAUUACAGCAUUCAGUGUCACGUUCCAAAAUAUGACAAAAUGCUAAUUGUGGCCUACAUCUCUACUGCUUACGUUUUUGUCCUUCCUGUUGCUUCGUUUCUCGUCCUUUGGAGGCAUAAACGGAAAAUCAUACAAACAGAGAGUGACGAGGAGGAAAACUCUGGCAUGGAAAUUAUCACAGGACUGCGCUUCCUUUUCGAAAACUAUAACCCUCGCACGUGGUUUUGGGAACUUAUCGAGAUGUCUCGGAAGGUAAUCCUGACUUCCGGUCUGAUACUUGUGGGGCAAGAAAGCAGGUCUUACGUUGGCUUAGCAUGGGUCAUGGCUGGGAUGUAUGGAAUGCUAUUUUCGUGGAACAGACCCAUACAAGACAAGACCGAGAACAGAAUGAUGGCGACGUCUCUCGCAGUUACUGUUGUCAACUUAGGAAUAGGGGCAGUGAGCAGGAUUCCAGCAGAAAAUUUGCCGCCAGGCUCCACUGAUGCUUACGUGGAGGAUGUUUUGUUCAAGAUCUUGGUGCUGGGAGCAAACACUUUAGUGAUUGGACAAGUUGCUGUUCAGUAUGUCCUGCAUUUGUACGGAUACUUCAAGGAAUGGCAAAAAAAUCCACAGUGGUCCCUCUCGUGCUUCCUGGCCCUGUUCCUCCCCCUCAGUGGCCUGCAGGCGGAAGUGACCGGUAUGGUUGAGACGAAUGUCCUUGAUAAUCAGCUGCAAACAGGGCAAGAGGAGAUGCCCACCCUUGUUAGUGCGGUAAAGGACAGUGGUGUCGUUGAUGUUACACUCGAGGAAGGCGAACAGCAGCAAGAAACCAUGUCCAGGGAAGGUGAAGAAAUUGGUAAACACGAGAUCGCUAAGGUGUUUUGCGAUCGAGGUAGCCAGACGAGGCUGCGUUCACAAUCUACCUUUAAGGACGCAAGGAAUUGGAAUUCACAUUUCUAAAUCCAAAUUUUCGUUAUCAACGCAUAUAUACCACCGUCAAAGGAUUCUUUACAAAAUAAUUUAAUCUUGUAGAGAAUCUCUGUCUAAUCCAAAAAGUUAAUGAUAAUUCUAUUACUCCAAGU
Molecule: messenger RNA, 2249 nt
Organism: Pocillopora damicornis (cauliflower coral)
Lineage: Eukaryota; Metazoa; Cnidaria; Anthozoa; Scleractinia; Pocilloporidae
Molecular function (GO): protein binding
Source: RefSeq, a predicted model, not a curated record